Arachis stenosperma is the source of this 1359-nucleotide messenger RNA. Its product is annotated as protein FAR1-RELATED SEQUENCE 5-like. NCBI's taxonomy places the organism in Eukaryota, Viridiplantae, Streptophyta, Magnoliopsida, Fabales, Fabaceae. Gene Ontology annotation, molecular function: zinc ion binding. The record is from RefSeq and is a predicted model, not a curated record. Gene Ontology annotation, biological process: regulation of DNA-templated transcription. Bases 1 to 1359 code for a protein of 452 amino acids. The transcript is spliced from 2 exons.
AUGAAUGGGAAAGCACCUGUUUCGGUGAUCACGGAUGGUGAUUUAUCAAUGAAGUUCGCCAUUGAGAAAGAGUUUCCUAAUGCACAUCAUAGAUUAUGUGCAUGGCAUCUGAUUCGCAAUGCAACAAGUAACAUUGGCAAGCCCCAGUUUACCUCCAUGUUUAAAAAGUGUAUGCUAGGCGACUAUGAAAUUGAUGUAUUUCGUCAAAAGUGGUUUGAAAUGGUUGAGGAAUUUGGUGUCGAAAACAAGAAUUGGGUCCUAGAUAUGUAUAAAAAGAGACAUUCAUGGGCAACUGCAUAUAUAAGAGGGAAGUUUUUUGCUGGUUUCCGGACUACUUCUCGGUGCGAGGGAUUAAACUCGAUCAUUGCAAAGUAUGUCAACUCAAGGUACAAUCUGGUUGAGUUCAUUCAACACUUUAAUCGUUGUGUCGACCAUAUAAGGUGGAAAGAGGUCCAGGCUGACCUCGCCUCUAUGAAUGGGAGACCCAAUUUGCAAACCUGUUUUCAACAGUUAGAGAGGAGUGCUGCCAAUGUUUACACCCUAUCAAUAUUUCAUAUGUUCCAACCAAUCCUUGUACGGGCUGCAUCAAUGAAGGUAAUAAAUAUGAGGCAAACUGGCUCUUAUGUGAUUUACUCUGUCGCUUUAGACCGAACACCAAAUGAGAUGUGGCGUGUAUUCUGUUGUGACAUUGAGAUGGAAUUCAAUUGUUCAUGUAUGAGAAUGAAAUCAUUUGGCAUACCUUGUGAACACAUAAUUUGCGUCUUGGUGCAUGAAGAUAUAGAGGAGUUGCCAAGGUCAUUAGUCUUGCCUCGGUGGACCAAGACUGCCAAAGUUGGUUUCCAAAAUGCUCGAGGGCUUCAUUGGGAUUCUUUGAUGCUAAGUCAAUACGGUUGUUUGAUGGAUUGGUUUAGACAACUAGCCAACUUUGCUUGCCGAGAUAACGAGAGAUUUAUCUUUACACGGAAAAUGGCUAUGAAUUUGUUGAAACAAUUUAAGGAGGAAGAUGCUGCACAAAAAGAGUUGGUCAAUGAUGCAGAUAGUGUAAGAGAUGGUGUGCAAGUGGAUAAUUCUGGAGCUGGACUCGCAACCAAUGAUCUCGGACAUAGCAUGCCAAGGGACCCAAGAAAAUGUAGGACAAAAGGGGGGGCUUCACAGUCCAAUAAAAGAAAACAUCGAUGUGGACAGUGUGGCAUGGAGGGCCACAAUCGAACAACUUGUCGUAUUCGUCGUGGCAUCUCACAGUCAGAAGGCCGUGGAAAUGACACAUUUGAUAAUGACUCGGAUGAUCACAUGAACAUUGAAGAUGACUCAUUGGUAUAUGAUGAGAAUGCUUCGUACAGUAGCAAUGAAGUGCUGUAA